AUGGAAGACAAGCAAAGUGAGGUUAUACUUAUUGGGAUAUGGCGGAGUUCCUAUUGCCAAAGAAUUGAGCUAGCUCUUAAACUUAAGGGCAUACCCCACAAGUAUGUAGAGGAAGAUCUAUCAAACAAGAGUGAAUUACUCCUUCACCAUAAUUCUAUCCAUAAGAAAGUACCUGUCCUUAUCCACAAUGGGAAACCCAUUGCAGAGUCACUUGUUAUUCUCGAAUAUAUUGACGAGCACUGGAACAACUCUCCUAAACUCUUCCCUGAUGAUCCCUAUCUGAGAGCCAAACUUCGCUUUUGGGCCAACUUCUACGACCAAAAGAUCAUGGUGGCAAUCUUACCUAUCAUCAUGUCCAAAGGCAAACAACGAGAGAAAGCAAUUGAGGAGAUGAACGAGUUGCUAAGGGUGUUUAUAGAAGGAAUCAUGAAAGAUUUUCCUGAGAAAUUUCCCUUUGAUGGUCAGAAUUUAGGACUUUUGGAAGUGAUUGCGGGCACAAACCUUUGCAAUUAUAAAGCGUUUAAUGAGGCAGUGGCAGUGGCUUGGAGUCCUGAGAAAACUCCCCCAGAGUUGUUGACAUGGGUCAAUGCUUUAAACCAACAUCCUUUGAUCAAGCAAACAAUUCCACCUCAUCACAAAUUAGUGGCCGCCAUAAUGGAAAAGUUUUCCCGUUUCCUAAAGCAUGAUGCAUGAAUACAUAAUAUUUUUCAUUAAAAUACCCUCUAAUUUUAUUAUGAUCUAAGAAUUUUAAUAUUGUAAGAUUUUAAUUUCGCGUCUACUAAUAUAAUCAAUAUCAAUAUUUAUUCUAUAUAAAAUGUGCCUAUAUAACUGAAA
Molecule: messenger RNA, 834 nt
Organism: Cannabis sativa
Lineage: Eukaryota; Viridiplantae; Streptophyta; Magnoliopsida; Rosales; Cannabaceae
Product: glutathione S-transferase U10
Biological process (GO): glutathione metabolic process
Cellular component (GO): cytoplasm
Molecular function (GO): glutathione transferase activity
Source: RefSeq, a predicted model, not a curated record